GAUGAGUAGUUAUCCCAAUAGAAGUACAGAACCAGAGGUAGGUACGUAGGUAAAUUGGGUUGUUAGGGUUUCAAAAUCCCCGCCAAAUUUCUCCUCCUCGUUCAAUGGCUGCUCUCGAUAACGACAAAUCCCCCAACUCAUCCCCUCCGCUGCACCAGGUACCAGCACUACACUCCGACUCAGUUUCCGGCAUUACUCCGAAACGCCCUUCAUCGGAGAUCCCAAACGCCAAGGACUCCAUAGCUUCUAUAGCCUCCAAGGUCUCUUCCCAGCCUCUCCAGAACUACGAUCCUCAUGUUUGGGGCGUCUUGACCGCCAUUUCCGACAAUGCUCGCAAACGCCCUCAGGGGAUAAAUAUGAUUUUGACUUCGGACGAGCAUUACAUUGGGAGAGUGGUGGAGGAUUCGCGGUUCCAGAUUGAGUCGUAUUCGGUUAGUGCGAAGCAUUGCGUGAUUUUUCGGAAGAAGGUCGCUAGGGAAGACGACAAAGAAUCAUCGAAUUGCAACACUUCCGUCUUUUUGAAAGAUACUAGCACUAAUGGGACAUAUAUCAAUUGGAAGAAGGCAAAGAAGGGUAGCCUAGAAGAAGUUCGUCAUGGCGAUAUUAUUUCAUUAGCAGCUCCUCCUCAACAUGAAGUUGCAUUUGCAUUUGUAUAUCGGGAAGUUCUUACCCCUGUUGGUAAAGAUGGUGCAAUUUCUAAAAGAAAAGCAGAGGAACUUGUUGCUGAAAACAAGAGACUAAAAGGUAUUGGCCUUGGUGCUCCAGAGGGUCCUAUAUCUCUUGAUGAUUUUCGAAGUCUACAACGAUCUAACACAGACUUGAGGAAGCAAUUAGAGAAUCAGGUUAUUACAAUAGAUAAACUACAAAAUGAGAAUCGUGCAAUCAUUGAACGGCAUGAAAAUGAAAUGAAAGAGAUGAAAGAAUCAAUUUCAAAAUCUUAUGCUGACCAACUCAAAGAGUUACAUCAUAUGGUAGAAAUCAAACAAAAUGAGCUGGUGGAGGUCAAUAGAAUCUCUGCUGAGCAAAAGCAUGCCAUAGAAGACCUUAAUGAAAGGCUGAGUGCUUCUACGCAGUCGUGUAAUGAAGCAAAUGAAAUAAUGAACAGUCAGAAAGCGUCUAUAGCAGAACUCAAGGAACAGUUAGAUGAAGAACGAGAACAAAGAAGAGAAGAACGAGAAAAGGCUGCAGCAGAUCUAAAAACAGCAGUGCAGAGAGCUCUAUCAGAGGCUGAGGAGGAAAUAAAACGAUCAUCUGAUGCUGCCUUAAGACGAGAAAGAGAGCAACAAGAAGUGAUUAAUAAACUUCAGGAGUCAGAGAGAGACAGGUGUUUACUGGUGGAAACUUUGAGAUCCAAACUGGAAGACACCAGGCAAAAGUUAGUUGUCUCUGAGAAUAAAGUUCGCCAGCUAGAAACCCAAGUUUGUGAAGUGCAAUCGGCCUCUGAAAGUGGGAAGAAAAGAGUGGAAGAGCUUGAGCUCAAAUCAAAACAAUUGAGGAAAGAGCUUGAGAGUGAAAAGCAGGCAGCUCGAGAGGAAGCAUGGGCUAAAGUUUCUGCCCUUGAACUUGAGAUAAAUGCCGCAAUGCGGGAUCUUGAUUUUGAGAGACGAAGGUUAAAAGGUGCCAGAGAAAGAAUCAUGCUUCGGGAAACUCAGCUUAGAGCAUUUUAUUCCACAACCGAGGAGAUCUCAGUGCUGUUUGCUAAGCAGCAGGAGCAGUUGAAGGCAAUGCAGAGGACUCUGGAAGAUCAAGAAAAUUAUGACAAUACAUCAAUUGAUAUCGACCUCAAUCUGCCUGUUGGGGAUAUAAACAGAAGCCAACACCUUGAAGAAGCAGCAACUGAAGACCCUACUAAUAGAGUUACCAAAGCAGGCUCGUCUGCUCGGGGGAUUGGCAUAAUUCAAGUUGAAACUUCGAGUGAUGAAGCCAGUGUUACUGAGAAGCAUGAUUGUGGUGUUGGAAGCCAAGGAGGCCACCAAAAUACUCAAGAGGCAGAAGAAUUUACAAGCGCAGCGGACAACCGUGUCAAGGGUGGCUUUGGUUCUGAUAUAGAUGGAGUUGGAACUGCACCAGUUGGAGACGGAGAUGAUGUUGGCACCGAACAAGUUCCUGAAACUGAAAGUCCCGGAAUCAGUGAACAAAAUAUUGAUCUGAACAAGAGUGGCAAUUUCCAAGGAGAUACCAUGCAACUUGACGAAGAAGCCCACCUACAAGAAGCCGAUGAGCAGGGUCAAAUGAGUUGUCAAGGAGAAACUUUGAGAAAUUCCGAGACUAAUAGUCCCUUGGAAAAUCAAAAGGGCAUGGAAGAUACAGAAGCUGGAGGCACAAUCGGGACGGCAGAUCUUCUAGCUUCUGAAGUUGCUGGUAGCUGGGCCUGCAGCACAGCCCCUUCUGUCCAUGGAGACAAUGAUUCUCCAGGUAGAGACGACAACGACGGAGCCAGUGCCACCCUACAUGACUCCAACUUGCAGGUGGCUGAGAGCCAAAGUAACCCAUCAUCUGAGGCGGCUCUUGUGAGAUGGAAUCAUGAACGUCAAGCAUUGUGUGAAAUGAUUGGAAUUGUUGCUCCUGAUUUGAAGGAGCAGUUUGGUGGUGGUAUGAGUGAAGAUAGGAGUGAAGAUAAUGAUCAACAGGGAGGAUCGAACUCAGAUACUGAGAGUUGCUCGGACAAUGAUGAAGAGAAGAGGGCUGAUACAAAAGGUGGAUCGAUAUCAGAUGCAGAGACUGUGGGUAGUUACCAAGACGAUGAGAACCAAAAACUGAAUGAUGCAAUGGAUGAAGAUAAAUAAGUUACACAAGAAGAUAGUCUUGCAUAGUUCUUGCGUGUAUAUGUAUGUGUGUGAGAUAAAGAAGUUACAAAGAUUUGUUU
Messenger RNA from Morus notabilis, 2866 nucleotides. Its product is annotated as myosin-2 heavy chain. Gene Ontology annotation, molecular function: protein binding. The record is from RefSeq and is a predicted model, not a curated record. The transcript has 13 exons. The coding region runs from base 105 to 2786 and encodes 893 amino acids. Lineage: Eukaryota; Viridiplantae; Streptophyta; Magnoliopsida; Rosales; Moraceae.